CUAUCCUCUUGAGCGGCCAGAGCGAAAUACGUGUUGUAGGCCAGACGAGCGGUCUUCUCAUCAAGCAAUUGUCGGUAAUCUCUAUUCACAACUUUACAAAUACAUUCAGUUUUAUUCGCUUCGCCACGGGGUUGGUAGCUUAACAAGCAAUCAGCGCGGGCUCGUCCGCGUGCACGCACGGAGAGGAUGGGGCCCGAACGACCCAGUUGACUGGUAUCCUAGCUCAAUUGCACUACGUGCAGUGGAUCCACGAAAGGCGGGAGCCGCAAGCUAGCAGAGCAUGACCUCGUUCAGUUCCGCUGCGCUCGCGAAUGUGGGCCUCGGCACCAGCAAGCCCACGUCUUUUGCCCGUCAGAGCACAGCGAUUACGCCAGUCCCCGGGGAUCUGCCAGCGCCUCCGUCCGUGCGCAGCGCCGGCUCACUUCCUCUUUGGCACCUGAGCCCCAGUCAAGGCCCCGCGCACCUACGCCCCAGUGCUGCCGCUUCCCGCCGUGGCAGCGUCGCCGCUGCCGCCCAUCGACUGGUGGGGACACUUGCAGCGGCUGCUGCUACCCUGGCGGGGCCGCCGCAGACGCGUUGCGCCGCGCCAGCACCAACCGCGCCGCAGCGUAGGCUGCUCGGCUCGCACGGCGAGCAACUCCACCACCAGACCUCCCAGCGCCAGCACCAACAUCAGCGGCAGGUGCGAGGGGGCCAGGACCAGCAGGAGCAGGAGGCUCAGGAGGAGCAGGAGGAGCAGGAGGAGCAGGAGGAGGUUUGUGCGGGCAGGCACCAGCCGGACGGGCUUAACGGGCCGUGCCGCCCACAGCUUGACGCCGCGCCGCGCAGCGCGGCGGGCUCCAGAUCCGCUGGCGGCCGCGGCGGCGCAGCUGCGUCCAUUCGCCCGAACCCGGAUCUCGAUUCCAGAAGCACGGUCUGGCGGAGCGGAGGGAGUCCGCGCCUGGAUCCGAAUCCGGAUCCGGACGCGGACGUGCCUCCGGCUGUCGCCCCGGACAAUGGCAGCGGCAGUGCGCAGCCGGUGCCUCUUGACCCGCACCACGGGCAGCAGCAUCACGAGCACCACCACCACCACGCGCACGUGCACGUGCACGUGCAUCCGCCGCCACGCCAGGCGCUGCUCCGCAGGGGCGGAAGCUACACCGGUGCCGUGGCGCCCGCCGCUGCCGCGGCGGCCGCUGCCGCGCUGCCGCUGCCGCUGUAUGGCGAGCACAGUGAGCGCCAGCGGCAGCAGCAGGAGCACAUGCAGCAGCCCCACCACAUGCAGCAGCAGCACACGAAGCAUCCGGCGCACUCGCAGCACACGCUGCAGCACACGCAGGGCCCGCACCUGCAUGCCCAACCCGCGCCGCGCAGUCUGUCGUUGCUCACAGCCCCGGCGGGCGGGCAGCGGGGCGGCUACCGCCACUCACUGGGGAGCAUGGGCCUCGACUGCGGCGGCAGCGGCAGUGGCAGCACGAGUGCAAGCAGCACCAGCAGCCGAGGCAGUCUGGCGUUGUGGAGCGGGGCUGGUUUCACCUCCCGCGCACGCGUUGCCGCUGCGGCUGGCGCUAGUGGAGGUGGAGCCGCCGGCAGUGGUGGUGUUGGCGGUGGCGGUGGCGGCGGCGGUGGCGGCGGCGGUGGCGGCGGCGGUAGCGGUUUCGGUGGCGGUGGCGCAAGCGGCCAGUGCUCUGGUCUGGGGCCUCGGGAAGGCGCGGUUGGCGGCUUGCGGCGGUUCGUCGGCCCGGAGCCGCACGCGGUCGGCGGCAGCCGUAGCAGCAGCACAAGCAGGAGCAUCGCAAGCAGCACGGGCGGCACAGCACGCAGUAGCAGCAGCAACGGCAGCAGUAGCAGCAGCGAUCGCAGCAAUAGCGGCAGCAGUAGAAGCAGCGGUAGCAGUAGCAGCACCUCAGCCCGCGGCGCCAGCACGCCUGGGCCGUUCCAGGCAGCUCCAACAUCUCCCUCGACGACACCGCGGCCCCCGGUCACCCGCACGUCGUCCUCGUCGUCGUCGCCGCUGUACGGAUCACACCUUCUGGCGGCGUUACGGCAGGCAGGUACGGUCAGUGAGGUGGCCCAGCUAAUGGCGCCGUACUGUCACGGCGGCGGUGGCGGGCCCGUAAGUGGCGUCGGCGGCGCAAACGCGGCAGCGGGUGCGACGGGUGGCAGCGCGGUGGCGCUUGGCGGCGGCCGGUGCGGCGCGGCGCACGUGGCGGCGGCGCUGUGGGCGCUGGCGGAGGCCGCAGAGCGCGCGGUCCAGGCGGCAGUAGCAGUGCCGGACGUGGCGGCUUCCGGAUGGGCGGAGUCGGCGGCUGUGGCAGAGCGGCUGCUGGAGAUGGCGGCGGCGCUGUUUGAGGAGGACGGCAGUAGCAGCGGCGGUAGCAGCGGCAGCAGAAGCCGCAGUAGCAGCGGGCGUGCUGAUGCGGCCUCACAAGGCAGCGCGUCAGGGGGCCUUCCCGGCCUCGCCGGCACCAGUGCUGGACUCGACCUGGCGCUGGCCGUAGCACUCGUGCCUCACCGCCUGACGCUGCUACAGCCAUCGCCACCGCCACAGCCUCGGCCUCAGCCGCCGCGCUCGUUGUCGCCGCCGUCGCUGCUACAGCCGCGCUGGCUUUUGCCAGCACUGGCGGCGCUGGGGCCGCGGCUGCACCGGCUGCCGCCCGCCCGCCUGGUGGAGCUGUUGGAGUGCCUGGCGGCGCCCGCCAUGUGGCCGUACGCGCCCGCUAGCGGUACACUGGGCCGCGUACUGCUGCUGCGUGCCGUACAGUCGUUGGUACGGGGCGGGCUGCAGCAGCUGGCGCCGCCGGCGGCGGCGCGCGCUCUGGGCGCGCUGGCGGCGCUUGCGCCGGCGGGGCCGGGCCGGUACUUUUGUGUCCAUGCGGCGCGCAAGGGCCCGGCGGCGGCGGAGUGGGCGGCUGGCACGCCGGGGCAGUUGCUGGCGCUGGCGAGGUCGGAGGCUACCGCUGUUGCUGUGGCUGCUGGCGGCGCUGCUGUGGAAGUGGCGGCGGAAGUGUCCGUGGGAGGCGUCGCAAGGCAACCGCUGUCGGUUGAUGCCGCAGCACGUCAGUUGGACUUGGCGUUUGCGACGUCGUUCAUGUCGUAUAUUCGCGCCGCGCUGGCGGCGCCACAGGGCAACAAGCGCGGCAGCAGCGACGGUGGCGGCCGUGAAGGGGAAGCCCCCGGCAGCGGCAACGGCGACAGCAGCAGUAGCAGCAGCAGCGGCGGCGGCAGUAGCAGCGGCACCGAUGGGGCCUGUGGCGUGGGUGGCGGUGGCAUCGUUGCCGCAGACGCAGUGGCGUUCCUGCACGCCAUCGCCAAGUUCCGAAACAUCGGCCGCGCGCAGCAGCAUGCCGGCGCUAGCAGCAGUGGCAGCAGCACUGGUCGCGGCAGUAGCGGCAGCAGCAGCAGCAGCAGUACUAGCUCCGGGUGGUUGUUUGACUGGCCGGGAGCGGAGGCGCUGCGGGGCCACCAGCUUACAGAGGAGGAGAUGGGCGACACCAGAGGCGCCAGCGGCAGUAGCAGCAGCAGCAGCAGUGACAGCAGCCGCAAUGGCUGUAGCAGCCAUGUGUACCAUAUCGACAGCAGCAUCAGCAUCAGCAGCGGUGCGGAGGAAGCAGCAGCCACGUCUGCGGCUGCCUGCAACGAGGAUAGCAGUAGCAACAGCAGUAACAGUAGCAGGACAAGUUGGAGCUGUAGCAACGACGUGACCACCAGCAGCAGUAGCAGCAGUGAUAGCCACAGGACAUCAGGCCAGUCGCGCCGCGCACAGGAGUUAUCACUACCAGCGCAGGCGGAGGCGACGGCAAGGCAGCUGCGCAGGCGGCCGCGGCCAGGCGAUGUAAGCCCGCUAGCGCGCCCGUCGCCGCCGCCGCCUCCACAGGCUCAAACGCCCUCUUCGUCACCAUCUCGUGCUCGCGGGACCAGGAGCAGCAGCAACGGCAGGAGCAGCAGGGCAAGCAGCAGGGACAGGCGGGUGGCGGCAGCUCGCAACAGCACAGCGCAGGCAGCCGCACAGGACGCAGCAGCGCCGGCAGCGGUGGGGGCAGUAGCCGACCCAGAUGCCGCAACGCUGCUACAGCUCAUAGCACGACUACCUCCAACCCCUCCGCGGCCAACGUCGCAGGGGCCGGCGCCGUUGCAAGCGGCGUCGACAGCAGUGGCUGUAGCAGCGGCGGUAGCACCGGCAGUAGCAGGGCUUUGCGACAGUGACCUGCUACAGCUGACCCGGGCCUUCUGGGCUAUGGCCCGCCUGGGCGUGAGGCCGCCGGCGGGCUGGAUGCAGCGGUUCCUCGCCGCCAGCGCUGGCAGCAGCGGCAGCAGCAGCGCCCCCGGCAGUAGCAGCCUCAAUGGCAGCGGCAGUAGCAGCCUCAAUGGCUGCGGCAGUAGCAGCCUCAAUGGCGGCGGCAGUAGCAGCCUCAAUGGCGGCGGCAGUAGCAGCUCUGGGCACUUGGCUCGGCUGCCGCCGCCGCUGCUUGCGCGGCUGUGCUGGGCGGUGGCGGAGGUGCGGUGGGCGCCGGGCGGCGUGUGGCUGGGCGCGGCGGCGGCGGCCGUGUCGGCAGCUGCAGAGCAGCUGCAGCCGGAUGAGGUGUGUAUGGUGCUGGUGGCGCUGGGGCGUUGGGGCGUGCGGCCGCGGCCGGAGUGGCUGUGGCCCUUCAUGCAGCGGGCGGUGCAGCCCCGCCUGGCCACGUUCCACGCCAACAGCUGCUCCACCCUCCUGGUGGCCCUGGCGCGGCUGCUACAGCCCGUGCCGCCUCAGCUGCUACAGCCGGCUUCCGGCUCCGACGCCGCCUCCGUCCACCCUUGCGCCGAGCCGCACCCGUGGCCGCUGCCUCACGCGCCAGCCGCUGCGACCGUGUCCUCGUCCUCACGACAACGCGCGAACGCUGUAGCUGGGACAGCGGCAGCGCCGUUGGGCCCAGCGGUGUCAACUCAAUCCACACCGGCAGCCCGGCAGCAGCGGCUGCAGCGGCGGAUCGAGCAGCAUGGGCGGCGGCGGGAGGUAGCGGCAGCCGCUGCCGCGGCUGUGGCGGAGCAGGAGGCGGCGCGACGGCGCGGGGUGCGGCGGCGCGCCGCGGCGGCGCUGCUACUGCCGCGCGGGCUGGCGGCGGCGCUGGUGUCGCAGGCUGUAGCACCACAGCUUCGGUACAUGUCUGGGCGGGAGCUGGUGCACGCGCUGGGAGCUCUGGGGCGGCUCGGGCUGACGGCGGACCGUAUCCCUCGGCUGAUGCUGGUGGCGGGCUCCGCAGCGUCUUCAGAGUCGUCCUCCUCUCCUGCUUCCCUCGCCUCCCCAGCCGCCUCACUCUCCCUCGCCUCCCCAGCGUCGGCAGGGGCGGCGGCGAGCAGCGCAGAGCGUGGGGCAGCAUCGAUGGAGGCGACGGCCGGCGUUCUGGACUGGCGACAGCAGCUGCUAGCGGCGUCGCUUGCAUUCCUGGAGCCGUCCGCCGGCGCCGGCGCCGGCAUCGUCGCCGGCGGCCACAUGGCCGCUGCGUCAUCGUCGGUGGUGACCUCUGCCACGCCAGGCGGCUCGGCCGGCGGCCCGGCCGGCAGCGAGGGCGGGGCGUCGCCACGCGCGGCGGUAGCGCGGCCGCCGCUGACACCGAUGCAGCUGGCGCUGCUGCUGCUGUACACGGCACGGGCCCGGUUGGCGCCGGGGCCGGGCUGGCGCGCCGCCUACUGGGCCGCCACCGCCGGCGGGCCCCCAGCCGCUGCAGCUGCAGCUGCUGCCCUGCCGGCCUGGCGCAGCGGCAACGGCUACAGCCACAGCCGCCCCGGCAGCUACAGCCACAGCAAGCGCGGCAGCAAUGGCUACAGCCGCGAUCAGGCCGGCAGCUACAGCCACAGCCACAGCCACGGUCCAGGGGGCCAGCGCGCCGCGCUUUCUCUCAUGACGCCGCUAGCUCUGGCGGCGCUGGUGGAGGGGCUGCGGUCGCUGCGGGUGGUGCCGCCGGCGUGGUGGGCCGCCGCCUUCUUCGCCGCCACUGAGGCGUCGCUGCCAGCGCUGCCGCCCUCCUGCGUCUACCAGCUAGCGCGCCUGCUGCUCUACUCGCCGCUGCGCCCGCGCGGCGCCUGGGUGCGCGCCUUCCGCGCCCGCCUGGACCUGGUGGCGGCGGCGCUGACAGGGCACCAGCUGCGGACCUGCCAGCGCAUGGUCCGCGCCGUCAGCCGCCGCCGGCGCUACGCGCUCGCGCCGGGCUGGCUGCCAAACGCGGCCGCCGCGGCAGCGGCGGCGCGGCGGCGGCGGAUCGGGCGGCGGCGCGCGGCGCGACGCGCGGCGGUGCGCGCGAUGGGCGCGCAGCCGGACAUGGAUGCGGGCACGGGGGUGGCAGGGGUAUGAUAGUGAGGGGCGGGGGGCGGGGAGAACAGGUUUAGAAACUGCGGAACUUGCGUUCGAGGUCUGAGCCUUAGGGUGCGACGACGUCGCGGAUGGCCGGGUGCGAAUGCCCUGGCAAAGUAAUAGGCAGUCAGUUUUGUUAACGAUUGUUUGCGCAGCAGGAUGCGGGGUCAUGGUGUGCGCGUGCAACGUGUUGUGUGUCAAACUGAUUUGAUUGUUCGUCAUUCGUGUGCAGAGAGUGAUGAAGUCGCAGGAGAGGUGCGGUGUGGAGGGAAGUCCCAAGCAUGAUGGUUCUCGGCCUCAGAGGCCAGAGGGUUCAACGUGUGGGUGCGUUCGUUGGAGCCUGGCAAGUUGCAGGCAGCGACGCAGCGUACUUGAAGGUUUCUUUGGAGUCAAGAUGGUUCAGCGAGGUUCAGUCCGUCAGCAGGAAGCCUGUUGCAGCGAGGAUGUAAGCGUGGGGGACCACCCUUCACACCUCGUACUU
Chlamydomonas reinhardtii is the source of this 6791-nucleotide messenger RNA. RefSeq lists its product as uncharacterized. The transcript is spliced from 4 exons. NCBI's taxonomy places the organism in Eukaryota, Viridiplantae, Chlorophyta, Chlorophyceae, Chlamydomonadales, Chlamydomonadaceae. The record is from RefSeq and is a predicted model, not a curated record. The coding region runs from base 281 to 6310 and encodes 2009 amino acids.